AAAAAGGAAAAAAAAUCCACCGUUAACAGCUCAUCUCCACGCUCCGAUCAGUGUCCUCCGAUGAUCCAAUUCCUCCUGAAACCCUAACCCUAAUUCGAGAGAAAGAGAAAGAUCGAGCGCCAUGGAUGAUGGUGCAGGAGAGCUGCAGUGCGUGGGGAGGCUGGAGGUGGCAAAACCCAAGCCCGCCGUUGGUUUUCUCUGCGGCACACUUCCUGUGCUCACCGACGCCCCUGCUUUCCAUUCCGCCCUUCUUGUCCCCUCCCCCUUGACGAUUGGGGCUCCGAGGUACCAGAUGCUGCCGGCUGAGACCGAUUUGAAUACGCUUCCUUUGCUCUCUGGAAUUCCGGAGAAGGUUAUCCCAGCCUCUACCGGAGCCAGUGAAGGAUUACAAUGGGAAAGUAAUCCAGUAAAUCAAAAUUUGUCAACUAAAUGUGAGGCACUAGCUGUAUCUGGCCUUACUGAGUAUGGUGAUGAAUUAGACGUCGUUGCUCCAGCUGACAUUUUGAAGCAAAUCUUUAAAAUGCCUUACUCAAAAGCUCAGCUAUCUAUUGCUGUUCAGCGUAUUGGAGAUACUCUCAUCUUGAAUACAGGCCCUGAUGUGCAAGAGGGAGAUAAGGUGUUUAGGAAACAAACCAGCCAAUCCAAAGGAUGUGAUCCGUCUAUAUUUCUGAACUUUGCAAUGCACUCAGUAAGAGCUGAGGCUUGUGACUGCCCACCUACUCACACCUCACCAGCAGAAAAGCAAUCAACCUCCACUAUUUUGCCUGGACGAGUAACCCCUGCUUGUUCACAUGUUGGUGAAGCCCAAUUUUUUGAUGGAAAUAAUAAUGGUAAUCAGAAUCAAGGGAAUUGUGACAAAUUCUUUUGGGGUGGCAAACAGAGUAAACAUAAAAGCAGAAGGCAUAAUCCUAUCAGGAAAGCUUCGCAAGCUGGUGAAAAGUCUAGAUGCCCUAUCCAAGAAUCAGAUAAGUUUCGGAGAGUUGGUAAUAAUGGUUUUCUCCGGGUUUUGUUUUGGAAAUUUCACAAUUUUCGCAUGCUUUUGGGUAGUGACUUGCUUCUGCUAAGCAAUGAGAAAUAUGUUGCCGUGAGCCUUCACUUAUGGGAUGUAUCGAGACAGGUGACACCAUUGACAUGGCUUGAAGCCUGGCUUGACAAUGUUAUGGCAAGUGUGCCCGAGUUAGCUAUAUGUUACCAUCAAAAUGGUGUUGUUCAAGGUUAUGAGCUUAUCAAAACAGAUGACAUAUUCCUACUUAAAGGCAUAUCAGAGGAUGGCACCCCAGCAUUUCAUCCACAAGUUGUUCAACAAAAUGGGCUUUCGGUUUUGAGAUUUCUUCAGGACAAUUGCAAAACAAGAUCCUGGUGGCCCACAUAA
Molecule: messenger RNA, 1372 nt
Organism: Dioscorea cayenensis subsp. rotundata (Guinea yam)
Lineage: Eukaryota; Viridiplantae; Streptophyta; Magnoliopsida; Dioscoreales; Dioscoreaceae
Product: erythroid differentiation-related factor 1-like
Exons: 6
Coding region: 122-1372 (416 amino acids)
Biological process (GO): positive regulation of DNA-templated transcription
Source: RefSeq, a predicted model, not a curated record